AGGAGGAGGAGCAGCAGCAGCAGGAGGAGGGAGUCUCGGCGCCGCUGGAGCGGCAUGCGCCUCCGAGCUGCCGGUGCUCGUCUCGGGUCGGCGCGUCCGCAGCCCCGAGGGAGAGGAUUGAGAGAGGAGCUCGCAGACUCUGACCCCUUGAAGCAGCAGCAGCUGUAGCAGCAGCAGCUGUAGCAGUAGCAGCUGUAGUAGCAGCAGUAGCAGCAGGCGAAGAGCUGCAGGAGAGGAGCGAUGGCGAGCGAGAGCGCCCCUGCGAGAAGCCUGGAUGACAUCGACCUGGCAGCGCUCAGGGAACCUGCCGGCAUCUUCGAAUUGGUGGAGGUCGUUGGCAAUGGGACGUACGGACAGGUGUAUAAGGGUCGUCACGUCAAGACUGGACAGCUGGCCGCGAUUAAAGUCAUGGAUGUCACUGAGGACGAAGAGGAGGAGAUCAAGCUGGAGAUCAACAUGCUGAAGAAGUACUCACACCACCGCAACAUCGCCACCUACUACGGCGCCUUCAUCAAGAAGAGCCCUCCGGGGCACGACGAUCAGCUCUGGCUGGUGAUGGAGUUCUGCGGCGCCGGUUCGGUCACCGACCUGGUGAAGAACACGAAGGGCAACAGCCUCAAGGAGGACUGGAUCGCCUACAUCUGCCGGGAGAUCCUCCGGGGUCUGGCUCACCUCCACGUCCACAAGGUCAUCCACAGGGACAUCAAGGGACAAAACGUCCUUCUCACCGAGAACGCCGAGGUGAAGCUCGUCGACUUUGGAGUGAGCGCCCAGCUGGACCGCACGGUCGGGCGCCGGAACACGUUCAUCGGCACGCCCUACUGGAUGGCGCCCGAGGUCAUCGCCUGCGACGAGAACCCCGACGCCACCUACGACUACCGCAGCGAUCUGUGGUCCCUGGGCAUCACUGCGAUGGAAAUGGCAGAAGGCGCCCCCCCGCUGUGCGACAUGCACCCCAUGAGGGCCCUCUUCCUCAUCCCGAGAAAUCAGCCUCCUCGACUCAAGUCCAAGAAAUGGUCAAAGCGUUUCCUGAGCUUCGUCGAGAACUGCCUGAUCAAGAACUACACCCAGCGGCCCUCGACCGAGCAGCUGCUCAAGCACCCGUUCAUCCGCGAGCAGCCCAACGAGCGCAAUGUGCGCAUCCAGCUCAAGGACCACAUCGACCGCACGCGCAAGAAGCGCGGAGAGAAGGAUGAGACAGAGUACGAAUACAGUGGAAGUGAGGAAGAGGAGGAGACGGACGCACACCAAGAAGGAGAACCAAGCUCCAUCGUGAACGUGGCCGGGGAGUCGACGCUGCGAAAGGAUUUCCUGCGGCUGCAGCAGGAGAGCGGGCGCGAGCGCGCCGACGCUGUACGGCGCCAGCAGCAGCUGCUGGCCGAGCAGCAGCUGCAGCAGCGGCAGCGCGAGGAGGUGCAGCGCCAGCUGCAGGCCGACCGCCAGCGCCGACUGGAGCUGCAGCGGAUGCAGAGGAGGCACCUCGAGGAGCAGCAACGGCGCGCUCGCGAGGCCUCCAAGCAGCAGGAGCGCGAGCACAAGCGGCACCGCGAGCUCGAGCUGGAGCGCCGGCGCGAGCAGCAGCAGGAGCUGGAGCGCCGCCGUGCCGACGAGCUGGAGCGGCGGCGCGAGCAGCAGCAGCAGCAACAGCAGCAGCAACAGCAGCAGCAGCAGCAGCAGCAGGAGGCCGAGCGGCGGCGCGCCGACGAGAUGGAGCGCCGUCGCGAGCAGCAGCAGGAGCUGGAGCGGAGGCGCCGUGACGAGGAGGUGCGGCGGAGGGAGGCCGAGCUGGAGCGCUGGCGCCGCGACGAGGAGGAGCGCCGGCGUGCGGAGCGCGAGCAGGAGCUGAUCAGGCGCCAGUUAGACCAGGAGCAGCAGGAGAUAGAGGAGCUGCAGCAGCAGCUGCUGCAGGAACAGGCCCUGCUGCUGGAAUGCCGCCGCAAAGCGGAGGCGGAGAGGCUGCAGAAGCAGAUCCAGCAGGAGAAGGACUUCCUGAUGUCGCUGCAGCAGCAGCAACAACAGCAGCAGCAGCAAAGCGACGGCAGGGCGUUGCCAGGUGACAAGGCGCGAGUGGUGUACCAGUUCCUGGAAAACAAGCCUCCCGCCGACAAGCCAGCCUGGGCCAAGCAGGUGGAGGACCGUUCGAAGAUGAACAAGAAGAGCUCCCCCACCAACAGCCAGCGCGGCGGGGACGCCGGGCCGCAGCCGGUGCCGGCCGAUGCGCUGGCAAACGGCGCGGCCCAGGCCGCCUCCUCCUCCUCCGCCGGUGCCGCUGCCGCUGCCGGCGCCGUCUCCUCCGCCGCGUUCCAGCGCGGCGUCGACCCGCAGGUCCAGGUCGCCCACCGCAUCUCCCUCCGGCAGCAGCAGCAGCAGCAGCAGCAGGCGGGCGGUGGCGGUGGCGUUGGGGCAGCACCACCCGCGAUGCCGCGAUCCCACUCCUUCCCCGAGCAGGAGUCUCCGCCGCUCAUCCCCUCGUCCGCCUCCGCGCCGUCACACCCGCCCACCGACGGCCCCACGCGGAGGCUGCUCGCCGAACCGCCGGCCGCCGGCAUCGAGGAGGUGCCCCCAAAGGUCCCUCCGCGCACGACGUCACGAUCGCCGGAGCUCAUGCGGAGGAACUCGCCCGGCAUCUUGCCGGCAUUCACCCCUCGACCGAGCGGCCAGUCCCGACUGGCGGACGCGAAGGCCGCGGAGGGAUCGGCAGACGGUGCGGAUUUGCGGAGCCGGCACCAGAAGCAGUACGGCAGCCACUCGAGCUCGGGAUCCGGUUCCGGAUCGGCCUCCAGCUCUUCCGGCUCGCAGCCCAGCUCCGGGGAGCGGCAGAAGCCCCGCGCCGCUGCUCAGACGAACGGAGCUCCGUCCUCGGACAGCCUGGGCGUCGCACAGGACGACGGGAUGGACGUCGCGCGGCCCGCUCGCCCUCCGCAGCAGACGAUGUCGGGGCCCCCGCCCCGCAGCGCGGUGAAGGUGACGGACUACUCGUCGUCCAGCGAGGACUCGGGGGACUCGGACGAGGAGGGCGAGGCGGACGCGGAGGGGCGGCACGACGGCACCAUCCCCGUGCGGGGCAUGCACCGCGCCACCCACCCGUCGGCCGAGACCCUGAUCGUCCAUGACGAGGAGGACGAGGAGGAGGAGGGGAGGGACCCGGAGGGAACGUUCAUCCUGCACGAGAAUGGCGGCGACAAGUCGUGCGGGCAGCUGAACGGGCUGUCCGCGCGCAGCGGCGUGCUGCCCGACCUGCUGCCCCAGGGCACGGGGGGUGGCGGCGCGCUGGGGGCCGCUCCAGGCUGCCCCUUCUCGGCGUCGUCAUCGUCCUCCUACCAGGGCGACGGCGAUGAGGCCGUGAGCCCCCGCGCGGCCCAGAAGGCCAUCUCCACGUCGUCGUUCGCGGCCUUCGCCGAGAACGGGAUGCUGCCCUCCGGAUCCGUUUUGCUGUCGACGCCCCAGGCCAGCCGGCUGGACUCGCGGAAGGGCUCCGUGGUGAACGUGAACCCGACCAACACGCGGCCGCACAGCGACGCGCCCGAGAUCCGCAAGUACAAGAAGCGCUUCAACUCCGAGAUCCUCUGCGCCGCGCUCUGGGGCGUGAACCUGCUGGUGGGCACAGAGAACGGGCUGCUGCUGCUGGACCGCAGCGGGCAGGGCAAGGUCUACCCGCUCAUCAGCCGGCGCCGAUUCCAGCAGAUGGACGUCUUGGAGGGGCUCAACAUCCUGGUCACCAUCUCGGGCAAGAAGCACAAGCUGCGGGUCUACUAUCUGUCGUGGCUACGUAACAAGAUCCUGCACAACGACCCCGAGGUGGAGAAGAAGCAGGGGUGGACUACGGUGGGCGACCUGGAGGGCUGCGUGCACUACAAAGUUGUGAAGUACGAGAGGAUCCGCUUCCUGGUGACGGCGCUGCGCAACUCGGUGGAGGUGUACGCCUGGGCCCCCAAACCCUACCACAAGUUCAUGGCCUUCAAGUCGUUCGGCGAGCUUCCACACCGCCCCCAGCUGGUGGACUUGACAGUGGAGGAGUCCCAGAGACUGAAGGUCGUGUACGGUUCCAACGCCGGCUUCCACGCCAUCGACGUCGACUCAGGCAACCCCUACAACAUAUACCAGCCCACUCACAUACAGGGCAGCGUCUCGCCCUACUCCAUCAUCGUGCUGCCCAACACGGACGGCAUGGAGCUGCUGCUGUGCUACGAGGACGAGGGCGUCUACGUGAACACCUACGGGCGCAUCACCAAGGACGUGGUGCUGCAGUGGGGAGAGAUGCCCACCUCCGUCGCGUACAUCCGCUCCAACCAGAUCAUGGGCUGGGGCGAGAAGGCGAUCGAGAUCCGCUCGGUGGAGACGGGACACCUGGACGGCGUCUUCAUGCACAAGCGAGCCCAGCGCCUCAAGUUCCUGUGCGAGAGGAACGACAAGGUGUUCUUUGCGUCGGUGCGUUCAGGAGGUACCAGCCAGGUGUACUUCAUGACACUCAACCGGACGUCCAUCAUGAACUGGUGAAAUCGUCUGCCGGUGACGGUGGCGGCGACAUCGUUGGCGGUGCUGGUGGCGGUGCUGGUGGCGGUGCUGGAGGUGGGGGUGGGGGGGGGGGGGCAGCUGCGGUGGAAGCUGCCCAGCAGGGAGUGGCUGCCCCUACGGCAAGAACUUCCCCUCUACGAACGGAAAUGCAAAAUGCAAAAAAAAAAAGCAAUUGCAGAUUCAACAUCCCCGACGCCGCGAUGAAAUAGGAAUCGCCCUACGGAUGGAGUGUGCGUGCGUGCGUGUUUUAUACAAAACAAAAAAGCUAACGCGAAUUUCUAAUAAUGCAAAUGAGACAGACUUCUUUUUUUCUUUAUCCUUUUUUGUCGUUGAAUCAAAAGGUAGAGAGAGGAGGGGAGACAGUGUUACGUGCGCUGGGGUGUGCGGGUGGAGGAGGGGUUAAACGCGAAACUGUUAUCAAGCCGCAAACUGCGACCGUUCGCGACGAGGGCCAGCGAGAGAGAGGCCGGCAAGACGCGGGCGGCGUGGAACUCCCCCGCUACGCAAACCGCACGCAAUCCCCACACAAUCCCCACGCAAUCCCCACGCAAUCCCCACGCAAUCCCCACGCAAUCCGCACGCAAUCCCCGCCGCGUGACGGGGGCAGGGGCUCGCGUCUGGGCGAGAGAGAGCGCGCGUUUCACUUCGGUUUCGGUUGAGCGGCAGUAGCGACGGGCCGUCCCGUGGCCCUGUAGUCGAGCGUCCGGGAGGCCCUCGCCCCCGCCCCCCCCCCCCCCGCCCCCCGUUGACACCCGCGCGGAGGAGCCGAACGUCGCCGUGUGUUUUGUUUUUUUGUUUUGCCUCGUGUCGUACCGCCACGCGUUCUUCAGCAGCGACGUCCGGCGUUUGAACGAAACUUACGACUUUUUUACUUUAGACAUAUUAAAAUAAAACAGUUUUUAUUAUUUUACCAGGUGAGGCCCACUGAGCCGUUAGCUUUGUUUUUUCAGAAGCGACCUGGCCGCAAAUGAUGGCUCAACCAAGUGGCUUAUCGCGUGGAAAUGCAGAGCAGCCAAAUACGACGCACGUCGAUUCUCAAUGCGGAGGGGAAAAAAACCAGAGGACCCGGAGAAAAGAUCCACGCGACCACGGGGAGAACAAAUAUAGACGCGUCGGGGUCAGGAUAGAAGCCCCGCGGUCUGCUGUGUAUACCAGGCGCGCGAGGUCGUUAACAUCUUGUCACCGUGGCAUCCCCCGUGAAGAUUCUCCGAGCGCGUGGAGCGAAACGUCGGACGUCGUGCGUUGCCGAAUGACGAAACGCAACCCGACACCGCAUCAUCGGAGAGCUGCAGGGAGACGGAAGUUGGACAGAUACUUGGGCACGUGUUGAGAAGGGAAACGGGGCACGUGUUGUUUACUGCUGCGGGCGUGGUGGGGGGGGUCUGUUACCUCGUGCCUGCCCGUUGCGAACCGUCACACGGGCAGCCUCGUAAGGGGCAGCCCCCCGGCGUGGGUCGGCGGCGGUGUCCCGCGUAGCCGAAGUUGGCCGGGAGCUGCGCGGGUCGCAGAAGGAGGGGUGGUGGGGGAGUGAGCGUGGAGACGCGGGAAGUGGGAAAUGUAAACGGGGAACACGAUCGGAGAGCUCGCUAUCACGGUUCGGCUUUAAAUAUGAUCACGUUUUUCUUAUGUUACCCUUUAAUUACCAAAAAUGUAACCCCACCACACCGCACACGGAACGGCCACUUAACGUUCACUUGUUUUUCUUACUAGUGCAGGAUUUUCUUGGUGUUUGGCAAGUGGUGCCCGGGGGGGGGUAUAAGGGGAUUGACUCUGAAAACCUGUGGCCAACAGCCGACGCACAGGGAAGCCACGGGGUACCCACGUGCACACAGCUGUCGCCGCGAUCACACUCCUCUGUGGUAACGGGGGGGGGGGGGGGGCGUGGCAUCCUGGUACGACCACAAUAACAACAACGACAAAAACUCCACGUUCGUGGACGACACGGCCCUGAAAGCAACAAUCAACGUUUAGCGUCUUCGCUUGGUUGCGUCUCUCCGACGUAAAGAAAGGGCCGCUUGCCCGAAACGUCGCCUAUCGAUUUCUUUCGGGGCCCUCGGUGGUUAUUGAUGAACGGUUUGAGUUCGUUGUUUUGCGCUUCUGCAACCGCUACCGACGCAGCAUCGCGGCAAGCGGUUUAGUCUGAUUCGACUGCGGCCCGGCUCGUGUGGAGCAACGUACGUCGUGGCCUCGGCGGCGGGAAGGGGGGGGGGCCCUGCUCCUACGUGCGGCAUCUGGCUGGGACUCGCUCAGCGGUCAGUGGGGCCGAGUGUGGACUCAGAGGCGCGAGUGGUCAGGGUGCAGCGUCUUCCACCUCUGGACUUGAGGCCUGGCCGUUGUUUAUCCACAUUUAAAGAUUUAACUCGAGGUUGUAAAAUAACGAGAACAUCCCACCGCAACGGAAGGACUAGCGCAGGCCCGAAAAGGAAUAAGAUUUAACCAAAAGCUCUCUCGGCAUUAUCCAGACCACCAACUCGGUAGAACUGAACGUGCAGCCAUCGCGUCGAGCGUUUGUAACCCCGACGUGAAGACCGUUCAAUCUGUCACAAGAGGGACACCGUGUCAGCUGAAGCAAAAAUCAAAAGCGCAUCGGGGUGGUACUUCCCGUGAGAAAUUCCACAUUCCUAUGGAGGGAGCCACGUACGUCAGACCUACGUGACAAAAGCGGGAUGUUGGCUGUUUUAGCCAUCUUUCAUUUUGUAACGGGGUCCCGCGAUAGUUUACUUUUCAUCGUUCCACCUGGUCACUCGCGAAGAGAUAAAUGUUCGGGGCACGGCGGCAGCCAGUCGGAUUGGGCCACGCGUCACGUGAAUGUAGUCUUGCGUGUCUUGGGCCCUUCCGUUAAAGCGGCCGAAACAACAGGCGGGCGCGUACAGAAGGCCACAGCAGCGGAGAACGUUUCGUCGUCAUCGUUGGUCGUGCCACAGCCCCCCUCUCUCACCCCCCCCCCCCCCGAUUGUAAAGCUCUUCUCUCUGUGCCUAAUGUAAAUAGCUUAGCUGGGGGGAGGUGAAGGGGGGGGGGUGAGGAAUUCAUUGCGGCUCAGACGCAGCUCAGGUCCGCCGUUUCAAAUUGGUACGUUCGUUCGUGCAACGCACGCAUGUUGUGUGCGUUGUCGUACACAAUCGCGUAGUGAAAUGACGGAGGAAGAAAAUAAAUUGACUGAAAUUUUAAAUAUCGCGUUAAAAGAAAAAGACGUGGAAUAAGUCCACUCCGUCACUACAUCGAAAGCAACGGCAAGAAUGCAAGGCGUUAUAUUAUUUUGUAUUGCAUACACACUAUUUUGAAAACUCGCCUAAGCGGGCGGCGGGGGGGCGGGGGGAGUUUUUUAAACGUCCAUUAAAGUUUAAGGUUAGCGAAACAUUCGUCAUUUCUUUCUUGAUCACGACAAGAACAACAACAACAACAACGCGUUUUGUUUAAAGCGUGCAGACUAGGCGGAGACGCGUCGGGGUCUUCUAAACAAUCUGAAAAGUCGCGUCGUUUGUUUAAUCGCUAAUAACCGCGCCGCCCACAGUGGCGGUGUGACGUUGAGCAUCGCUGGACUUGCGGUCCAGAAGUCGCCGGUUCGACCCUUACCUCCCUUGCGCAGCGCUUUGAACGGCGAUGUUAAAACUGGGGGUCCACCACGUCGCGUGCCGGACGGGGUAAAACGUGGCUAACUCCCACCUCUUACUAAAAAACAAAACUGUCUGCCCAGCGUGGGAAGUGGCGGGGUCAAAUGCUCUGCGUGGCAGUUGAAACAGUGGUGCAAGUUUACUUAGAUCCUCACCACUACCAACCACCAACCACACAUCUCUUCCACCCAGCGGCAGUAGAAAUGGGUACGGCGCGGAUAGCUAGUCGAUCGGCAGGUCGCGUGCGGCGGGGUCAAGUGUGGGCCUCCGUCAGCGGUGGUGCGAGCAGACGAUCAACAGCGCUGCACCUUUGUCUGUUUAUGAUGAUGCCCAGGGGGAGCCACCGCAAGGCGCUUUUUAUCGCCACCGAUGUCCGUACCGAAUGUCUCGUUGGGGUUUUUUGCUGCCGUAGACUUUGUUUUACUGCGGGUUUUUUUUUAAUGACUUCCUGACUGACACAGGACCGCGCACGUACGCAGAAUCGCGAUUAUCCACUGCCCCCCCCCACCCCACUCGCAAGGGACACGUUUUCUCAGAGCCUAACGCAGCACAAGUUUGUUCUUAUUAUUGGUGUCAGAUCUUUAAAUAUCCAAACACAGGAGUUACUAUGAAAAAACACAUCCGUUAGGUGCUGCGUUGCUGCGGCGUUGUCCUCCACACUCGCUUUCAUCUUGUCGUUGCCGUCGUCACCUGGUGCUUGCUGGCAACAUCAUCUGGCCAAGUUGGGCGCAAAUUAGCGGGUUUUAAAUUUAGACAUUUAGUGCUGGUGUGGUUUUUUUUCUUACCCCCCCUCUUCCCCCCCUCCUUGACGUUUGUUUAAGUCGACGCGCACGAUUCGUCAUCACGUCUUGAGACUCUUUUUUUUUCCAGUAUAUAUUUUUCUCUAAAUUGUCGUUUUUUUGAGAAAGGCCUGAACAAUUCGACGACCGCACAAUUCAACGACUGGUCCACCACAGAAUCGUUCAGUUCAUCUUGAAAGUGGUUCACAUUGUUGUACGUGUUCGAUUAUUUUUUCUGGAGUUAUUUAACGAUUUUUUUGUUUCGUCACUGGCACGGUUUCUUUUAAUACGUUUAUAUUAAAUCCUAAUUCUUUUGAAAAAAAAUCAUCUGCACGUGCCUCGAAAAGUUGACUUAAGGAUUAAAUGUUUCUGUAAUUCUGAAAAUACGACAUUUUUCUUUAAGAUUCAACAAAAAUAAAGCUAAUCAGGAUGAGAUGCUGGCUCUGUAGCCGUCAUGUAGCGGGGAGAUGUAAUGUAUACGGACGCUUUGUUUUCGCCAUGAGGGUGCUCUCCAAUGUCCAAACAGCAUUAUAAUGUCGUUAACGCAAAAAAAACGCUCACGAUGUUAUAUUUCGUCGUCGAAGCGUUCGGUGCUUCUGGUAAACGUCGACCGUGAGCGGACGGACAUCCGUCAUCAAGCGUGACCUUGACUGCCACUGGUACUCAACGCCCAGAGCACACCGACUAUGAAUCGGCAACUAUUCAGACUGAAGACGCUGCCAAGCGAUUCCUUGCAUGUUGAACUUCUUUCGCACCGUACGUAGCCAACCACUGGGGGAGACCAAACAUGGGAUACAAUUAUUGGCUAAAUGAGUUUUAAAAGAUUUCCUAGGUUGAUCGACUAACUUGGUUGGCUGACUUGAUAAUAUUGACGGGGGGGCGGUUGUGAGGGCGGAAGAAAUGGCAUUACCGCUCGCACAACAUUUAAAAACCGCGGUGGGCCAAAAUACUCGAUCCACUUGAGUCAACGAGACUUGAAGUGGGGGGGGGGGGGGUGGGAGGUGUGCCUGUACACAAAACCUCCCAAGACGGCAAGACCCGGCACGAGUAUUUCGCGCACGUCGUCGUAAACUAAACACGGACUAACAAUGAACGCUUUCGAGUGCGCCAGAAGUUUCACGCCCGGCGGUGCGUUAGCCCCGAGGUCGCGACGUCGCCCCCGGCCUGCUCUCGUCGUGUCCAGGGGCGAGCUCGGAUGGAGCCGAGGCUGUGGCCAUGGUCUUCCACCCCCCCCCCCACCUCCUUGCCGGCACCUCCGAUUAGCGCGGUUCGCAACCUACGGCGCUGCGAACCAAGUUGAAGAUGCGUGCGUAACGUCGCCCCACCGCCCGCUGCUGCUGCGGUUUUCGCGCCGCGCUUUUUAAACGCCAGGCCCUCCUCCUACCUUACUACCUACCCACUACGCCUUGUGCAAGGAUGAGCAUCUCCCCCCCCCCCCCACAAUGAAAAGCAAAGCAAGACGAUGCGUCUGUGUAAUUUAAGUAAAGCAAUACCGCAUUGGCGACGUUGAUGGGAAACACUUUUACACCCUUAGGCGUAAGCAAUAUUUCAACACUUUUUGGAUACCGUACUGCUCAUGCUUUCCUGGAUUUUGUUCCGUGAUUUUUUUUUUCUCCCCACCAACCACCACGUUCACUGUCCGUUGAGUGCCCUCUGCAAUUGAGAGUCCGUCUUCAUGAACGGGCUCGCGUUUGCGCUCUGGUGCGAUGACGCACGACGCUGCGCCCGUUACAUCCGUGGCUCAAGUUAGCGUUCGCUGAUUUCUAGCGUAGCGUCUUGGAUAAAUCUUACUGGACGUAGUCGUCACUUUUAAUUCUUCUUCAACGGGUGCAGUGAUGUUGCCACAUACGUCUUGUGUGUUUAAUACUCUCACAUCGAUCCCAUUUAGAACUUUUCUCACUUUUUUUUGCGCUAACUUAUUUGUAUUAAUGUUAUCACGUGAUUCUUUUUAAGGUUUAAAUUGUUUACAAAGUGUUUGCUUUGUGGUUUUUUUUUUGUUCCUUGUAUUACCGGUAUAAUAUUUAUGUUUUUUUUUUACUCUUACACUGAAGCACAUACGUUACAUAGGCAUUAGACAUUUUUGUUGCUAAAUAGUGUGCGAGCCGAUGAGUGAUUUCUUUUCCUUUGUUUUUAAUACACGGCAAAUGUUAAGGUAACCUUGAAAAAAAUGUGUUUUGACGAACUGUUUUUAAACAUGGGCCGCAAUGAAAUCAGCAUUCAGGUGGAGCAUCGACAUUACUGUUAAUAAACAAAAAAAUAAACUUACGUCUAAUGAUUAAAUUAUUAAAUACACUUUUGCAUGUCACCCUCUCUCCCCUGCUUGGCAGUUCAGAAACAUUGGGGGCAUGUUUCAGAAAUCCACCACCGUCAACCUCACUCCAGCCAGCAGUAGAAAUGUGUAGAGCACAAAGCGUUGAUCAAGCGUGGGCUCCGUCUCCUCGACGACGGUCCGCCAGUGGUGGAGCGGGCAGGCAAUUGCAGGGCUGCGGCUUUAUCCCAAAAAAUGUUUUCAUGUAUUAAUGUCUUCACACCUUGCAUCCGUCAAACGUCGGCAGUCCGCGCGCCUGGCAGCCACUGCCCUUUUUUGUUGUUGUUGCCGCAUGGAAACAGAGGGCCUGACGAUACACUUUCUGUUGCCACCGUAGCGGUCUCCGAAAGCAGGCGGACGCAGUUGCAGUCUCGCAUGUCCCACUCGCUGGGAGAGGGGGGAGCGACUGAGGUGCUGGGGGCAGAUACGCACAUAGGUCAGAUACGCGAUCAUCUAUAGCAGCGGUUCUUAACCCUGGGGUGCACGCAUCCCUUGGGCGUGCGAGAUACCCUUUCUGAGAACCAAAGUGGUGGUGGUGGUGCAGGCCGCAGUAAAAGGUUAAGAACCACUGAUCUAGAAAAUCUCCGUUAGUACACCACCGCGCACAGAUAAGUCACCGGACGAACAAAAAAUUAAGCGCGAGACGGUCGCAUUUUUUUUUAUAUUUUGCGUGAACAUCUGCAGAAAAAAAAUGACCCUUUUACGCGGUGCGCAGUGACCAAGCUGAACAUGGGGGGCGGGUUAGUCGUUUGGGGCUGAUAUGUCGCGACGGUCGGCUACGCCGUCGGUGCACUGCGAUUUGAAGGCGUAAAUCGCCCAGACGGAUUGGGGCCCUAACGCCGAUUAUCGGCCGCUUAGCGGCGUUGGGCCCCAAAUCCGCCAAAAUGGGGUCGUUAUUUUUUUUUUUGCGCCAAUUUAAUUUUUCCACGCCUGAUUUUGGGAAACCAGCAAAACCUGUCUCAGAUGGCUGCAUGUGCUCACGCCGUGUAUUUAUACUGUGCCGAAUUAUGUCACGUCGCUUGCUUGCGGGAGGAGCGUAUAACAUUUAUCCAGUUGGGGCAAUACUGCUGUGUUUGGCUGUAUACAAAAAUUAAAAGGAUAAAGCGAUUCUUACUCAAGUGAGCAAUUAUAGUGGUGCCCCAUAUCCUGUUUACAUCGCCCGAGCCCAUGGUGGAAAUUCCACGUUGCUGUGGUGGGGCCGUGUCUCUCCACAGGACAAACAAUAUUGACGUCCCCGCAAAGUGGCACAGUACUCACUUUAUCGACCCUGGAGUAGCAGCCUCCCUCCCCCACCACCAAUAAAGUUUGUGAGCUCGCAGCCUUGAAAUAAGGAUCCGCUCACUCUACCGCUUGAGCCCCCCCCCCCCCCCCGUGAAACACGCGGUUGUUGGACCAUACUUCACCACGCUGGUCAAUGCAGGUUGGUAAAAGUUGCAAGAGGGCGGCAGGGCCGGUCCAGAUGUCGCAACUCUCCACUGUUGUUAGCCCCGGCAGGGAAUCAAACUCGGGCCACCAGAUAGCGCGGCGGUGGGCGAACAGCUCAUCCGCCUUCACUCCACUUUUAUUGCUUGUGCUGGAGUUUUUUUUUUUAGUAAACUUAAGCCGCUAUCGUUUGGUGUGUGUGUUUUUUUAUGUUGUCAGCUUGAACAUUGCAAGAGGAGCUUUCCACAAACUUGCCAGCUACUUCCAAGCGUUGGCAGCUGGAUGUGAAAAGUGGACGUUGAUUAUUGCGCCGUUGAGCCAUGCGCGUGGCGGUGGCGGCGGCUUUUCUCUCGCUUGCAAAUCUCGAAUAUAAAUCUAGAGUCGGGAAGAGACGCAAGCUUUUAUCUGGGGUGCUGACGCUCGCGUGACGGAUACCGCUGCGAGAACACAUUAAGAUUUUGCUUUCCACGUGAAUUGACGUAGUCUCCAGAUCAUAAAGACGCAUCCUCUCCCAACUUUUGCUUAAAAAAAAAACCGUACCACCAUCAACAACAACAAAAAUAGUGCGUCGUCUUAUAAUCGGGAGAAUUAUGGUGACUGUGGAUUUUUUUUCUCCCUCGGUUUUCUUUGUGAGCCAAUAAAUCUUGAUAUUUUUUUUUGUUACAGCUUCCAAGUUCUGGUCAGCUUUGUAGAAUUUCAGAAAAGUUACCCUUGGAUGUUCAACUAACGGUUUAAUCGGUUUGAUAAAAUCAAAAACACAUGGUCGUGCAGUGCGUGCUAACCAAAACAUGUAAACGUGGUUAAGGCCUAACAAUUUAUCUGGUGUGCUGUCAAACAAGUCAUGGCCAACUUUUUAAUUAUUAUUAUUCGUACUGCCUCUAACUUGGGACUUAAAAAUAAUAAGUUUAAAUGCAAAUGAACGGGAGUGGUGAUUUGGAUGUUUAGGCUUUAAGUGUUUUUAUGCUGCAGAAUAAAGGUGUAUCAUCUGUUACAGCGAUAAAAAAAUCAACUAGACACUCGCUCCAUAUCUUGUAUAUAAACUUCAAAGAAAAAAGAUCUGUAAAGCAAAAAAAAAAUCCACAUUUCUACGUAGGUGAGUGUUUUCAGUUUUUCUGACUUAUUUUGCUUUUGCAGGAAUUAAAAAAGUCAUUCUUUGGAUCAUUCUCUCUUCACAGCCAUUUGUAACUAUAGACCCAUCCCCUUGCUGUAAUAGUUUAUUCUGAGUAACUUUAAAGAAGAAGAAAAUAAAUUACUCGCCAUAUUUUGUGCUCUUUGCGAAAGCUGAAAUGCUACAAAUGGAAAUAAAGUUUUUU
This is a messenger RNA of Lethenteron reissneri (Far Eastern brook lamprey), 13949 nucleotides long. Its product is annotated as mitogen-activated protein kinase kinase kinase kinase 4-like. Gene Ontology annotation, cellular component: cytosol. NCBI's taxonomy places the organism in Eukaryota, Metazoa, Chordata, Hyperoartia, Petromyzontiformes, Petromyzontidae. Gene Ontology annotation, molecular function: ATP binding; protein kinase activity. The record is from RefSeq and is a predicted model, not a curated record. Gene Ontology annotation, biological process: protein phosphorylation.